Molecule: messenger RNA, 942 nt
Organism: Rattus rattus (black rat)
Lineage: Eukaryota; Metazoa; Chordata; Mammalia; Rodentia; Muridae
Product: olfactory receptor 150-like
Exons: 1
Coding region: 1-942 (313 amino acids)
Biological process (GO): G protein-coupled receptor signaling pathway; sensory perception of smell
Cellular component (GO): membrane
Molecular function (GO): odorant binding; G protein-coupled receptor activity; olfactory receptor activity
Source: RefSeq, a predicted model, not a curated record
AUGUUACAAGGAAAUCUUUCCAGAGUGACUGAGUUCAUCCUCGCUGGGUUAACAGAAAAACCAGAGCUGCAGCUUCCCCUCUUCCUUCUAUUCCUAGGAAUCUAUGUGGUCACAGUUGUGGGGAAUCUGGGCAUGAUCAUCCUGAUACUGUUUAAUUCUCAACUACACACACCCAUGUAUUAUUUCCUCUGUAGUCUGUCCUUUGUUGACCUGUGCCAGUCCACUGUCAUUACUCCCAAAAUGCUGGAAAACUUUUUGGCCAUGCAGAACAUCAUCUCCUACCAUGAAUGCAUGACCCAGUUCUACUUUUUUGCCAGUUUUGCUAUUGCAGAGUGCCACAUGUUGGCUGUGAUGGCAUAUGACCGCUAUGUUGCCAUCUGUAACCCCUUGCUUUACAAUGUUGUGAUGUCCUAUCAAGUCUGUUCCUGGAUGAUAUUUGGAGUAUACUGUAUGGCUUUGUUUGGUGCCACAGCUCACACAGUCUGCAUGCUAAGAGUGCAUUUCUGUAAGAACAAUGUAAUAAAUCAUUACUUCUGCGAUCUUUCCCCACUCCUGCAACUCUCUUGUUCUGAUACUUUUACUAAUGAAGUAGUAGCUUUAAGCCUCAGUAUAUUUAACAUUUUUAUUCCAACUCUGACGAUCCUAAGCUCUUACAUCUUCAUCAUUGCCAGCAUCCUCCGGAUUAAAUCCACUGAAGGCAGGUCCAAAGCCUUCAGCACCUGCAGCUCACACAUAUCAGCUGUUGCUCUCUUCUUUGGUUCACUUGCAUUUAUGUACCUGCAGCCAUCAUCAGUCAGCUCCAUGGACCAAAGGAAAGUGUCCUCUGUAUUUUAUACCAUUGUGGUGCCCAUGCUGAACCCCUUGAUCUACAGCCUGAGAAAUAAGGAUGUCAAAGUUGCCCAAAAUAAGUUUCUUGAAAGAAUUUUUUGUUACGAUGUUUAA